AUGUCGAGCUUCGACCCGCGCUCGCCAGGUUAUUAUGACACAACGACGUAUUCGUCUAUCUCGCAUGACUCUGAUUCUGACACCCCCCGUGCAUCUACGGAUUCAUCUGCCUCCCCAGGCCUCCUCCGACGCGUUGCAUUCAGUCCCCCUCCCCGCUCUGAAACUAGCUUCGAAGGUCAUGGUCACGACGACAGUUUCGGAGAACAUGCUGAAGUCGAAGCAGUUCUCACCGAUUUUGACCUUGACGCCGAGAUUAAUGCUACCCAGGACACCGUCUCCCAAUGGUCCUCUUCCCGACCGUCCUACACGUCCUUUAGUACGUCUACUCCGUACAGUGGUACAGGAUCCUACACUGGCACUUCUGCUUCGCACUCUGCGGACACCGCAACAGCAACAGGAACUUAUUUCACACGCGACCCUCGAGUCCUGAGUACCAUCUCAGAACGCACCGAGCACCCCAGCCGACCGACUUCCUUUGCCCAGAACCGUCUUUCUGCACACCGCCUAAGCACAAUAUCCAACCCGCAUGCUCGAUCAGCUAUUGAAUCCCCUGUAAAUGCCAACAGACUUAGUACGCAUUCCCAGGGACAUGCACGCGGUGCCACAGAUCUUCCCACAACUAGCCGUCGCACGGGUGACCUUAUCGCAUUCUUCGAGGACCGCGCAGGUACCCCCAGCAAAGAAAAGGAGAGAAACACCAGUCCAUUUUUACCUACAACCCAGAGUACGCCCCAUUUAGGGAGUACCACGGGGUACACCUCAACUGGAUACGGCUAUACCACGGGAUUCACUUCGACUGGGUACGGAUAUACCACAGGAACGGGGACAGGUGGCUAUACAACUACGGGCUACACCACAUCCCGCCCCUCCUCUGUCACUAAAAGCAGGUCCGACGAUUCGCGUUCCACAGUCUCGACUUCUUCAGGUGGGGGUGGGACUGACCUGAGCUUGUCGAGUUUGUUAAGUCCACCAGUACGCGGAUUUGGCACCCCAACCGGGACGUAUAGUGGCAGUGGGGCAGCGACAGGGAGGACACAGCUAAGCCCAAGCGAUUUUGCGAGUACGUUUUCGAGUGCAUUUGGGGUUGCUAGGGACAGACAAGAUGAUACUACCCCCACGCGCCAGACACAGACCGCCCUCCGUCGCAGCACCGCUCCUCUGAACGAGGUCAACACGAGCCCCAGAAGCCCAUUAACGAGCGUACGGAACAUCGUAGCUGCGUGGAAGGAACGCACGCCAGGACUAGGGAAAGUGAAGAGUGAGAGCAGUGAAGGUGGGAGCGAGCUGUCUCCUCCUGGGGCAUCAAAGAUGGAGGGUUUGUUCUCUCUUCGUAGACGCGCAUCGCGGCAGGGACCGCGGGGACAGCCGCCAGUGACGCCUGAUAGGAACGGUGGGAAGGGCAAUGUAGGAGGCACCAGCAGAAACAGGGAAAACGAAGGAAUCACUAGCAGUGGAAACAAUGUCAUAAGGAGGAGAGUGAGCUCUACGAGCAGCCUCAUACCCCCGCCUUUUGAUAUGACAGAUAUGGGGGCAAGAGAGAACCGGGAGCCCAUUCGCAUCGGUACCCUCUGGUAUCUCAAUGUACAUUCCCCAACGCCUUACCUCUGGCAAAAAUGCUCCGCACUGCUCUACCCGCACGUGCUUAUCCUUUCUUGGAGUGCCCCUGGGGGUGGUCGGGGCGUAGUGAGCUUAGACCUGAUUAAUUGUACAGAAGUGAGGAGCACCCCUGGCUUUACACACCCUGGAGCGAGGGGCGAUGUUGGGGGAGAUGAGUGCAGCAGCGCAGAUGGUGUGAGUCUCGUGGAAAUAUUGUGUCCGUUCCAGUUGUUGUAUAGUGAUGGUGUUGAGCGACUUGCGGCGGAGAGUGCGAGGGAGAGGGUGAGGUGGGUAAGUGCGAUUUGGGAAGCACUAGACCGCUCCUUAUCGCUCCCCAAUCGCUCCCAAUCCGGUUCGCCCACAGGCAGCAUAGGCACCAUCCACUCUGUGGCCUCUACCACAUCUACGUCUGCCGGGAGUAGGAGUACUGUGUUCGUACCUCCGCUCCAUACGAUCCCGAGUCUGUCGGAUUUGGGGAGUGAUUCGGGGGGGCUAAGUCUGAGUGCCAGUAGGGUGCCCAGUCGAUGGGCGUUCGCGAACACCGUUCUCGUCGAGCGACAGCCGGUCGAGAACGCCAUACUCCUAUUCGUCCAGCGGAUACACGAGUGGCAGUUACGCUCCCGUUGGAGACGGCGGUAUGGUGCAUACUCUACGAGCGAGGAGCCAUCUGAUAGGGAGUAUUCUGCAACGACGAGGUCGACACUGAGCGGAUGGACGAGGAGCAGGACGCCUACAACGACAACGGAGGGAUUUUUAGCUGUGGAGGAGAGGGAGAGCAGUGGAAGUGAGGGGUACACCACAGCCCACGCGUCGCCCAGCCCGAGCACUGCGUCAUUUAAGAGCCUUCCAACGAUCCCAAGCGAGUCAGAUUACCAGACGUUGGACACGUGCAAGACUUGCGUGAGCUCGGAGUUCGUAACUGCGGAGCGGUGCGCGAGUGACGUGGAGACAGACUAUGUGACAGCCGAGAAGUGCAAGACCGAGACCGAAACGGAUUUCUGGACAGCGGAAGUGUGCAAGAGUGACAAGGAGGAGACGCAGUAUGAGACGGCGAGUGUGUGUCUUACGAUCCCGAGCGAAGAGGGGUUGAGCACGCCGAGGUCGGGAUUGGCUGUGGAGCUUCCUGCUGAUGAGCCCAUUGACGAGCCCACUGAAGCGCCCAUUGAAGCUCCCAUUGACGUGACCAUUGAUAUACCCAUCGACGUCCCAAUUGGCGAGCCCAUUGGCGUACUCGUUGAAGUACCCACUGACGAGCCCAUUGACGUGCUCAUUGACGUGCCCAUCGACAUGCCCAUCGACAUGCCCAUUGAAGCGCCCGUUGAAGCGCCCAUUGACAUGCCCGUUGAAGCACCCAUUGACGUGACCAUUGAAGCGCCCAUCGACGAGCCCAUCGACUUGCACGAGGAAGACGAAGUGGACGUGGAUCUACCGCCCACACCCCCGCCAAAGGCACCGAGCGAAGUUCCCAGUAUCAUUUCUGAGGAACCAGUGCCGGAGGUGUCGAUCACGCCUGAGGCUGUCACUGCACAGGAAGAGAUCGCAGAGGACAGCCUGCUGGAGAGCGCCCCGCCUACCACCCAGGCGCCCGAGACACCGACCCCCAUCGUCAGUUUCCACACCGACUCGACAUUCUCCUACACCGAGAGCGAUCUGAGUCCUGCGCACCCAGAACUUGACACGUCUGUCUCGAGUUUGACAGAGUCGAGCGAGCCUUUCGUCAUCGCGUCACCUCGAACCGUACAGACUCCAGUUCUCUCGAUAUCUGACCAUGACGAAGAGGCAGUCACGCCGUCUGUGCACCCAUCUCAAUGGCCUUCUGAGACGGACGUGUCGUUUGAUUCGUCUGCACUGCAGCCUACCCCUAGUAUACAGAGUGCCGCGUUGCAGGAGGGUAUCGAUGGCAGCUUUGAGACAUCAUUUAUGCGCCCGAGCAUAUCGCCGCUGAGCAGUAUUGCGAGGCUAACGCCUAUCACAGAGACUAUUUCUUCCCUUACACCGUCUCCUAGGCAGAUGUUUCACCCACUUGAGUUGGUAUCUUCGCCAUCCAGUGGACCGACUCCGUUGACAAUGUCGACGAGCGCAUCGAGUUCACUGUCAAGGACCGCGUCCACCGUGAGUGGUGUGUCGAGUAUCGCGAUUGAAGCGGAGGAGGAAGAUGCAGUGAGUGUCAGAGCUGCCAGUGAUAUUUCGACGGUGCCGACCCUGCUGUCGACGAUAAGUCAGGAGUCGGUGCGAUAUAUGCCAAUGCCCUCCCCGCGGACUGUGCCUCUCCCGGUAUCCCCUGUCCCUACUUCGGUGUCGAUGAGUGUGAGUGUCACGACACCGCACGAUGAUAUUCCUUCCAUCCAUUCUGUCCUCGAGACGGAGCACACGCGCACGCACACUGAACAAACUAUCACGCACGAUAUUGACCGUCUUCUUCACCAUAUCCAAGAGAUUGACCAGUUCCGCGGCCAGGAAACGCAGGAGAUCGCAGAGAAUUACGUCCGUACGACGCUCGUCGUGGAGAGAUCCCCACCUGUGCCAACUAGAGACACAUCUGUCGGGGCCAGCAGCGUGCUCUCGACGCCAAGAGGACCGCGCCCGAGGCCAGGUAUCACCCUUGUUGAGAUUUCGCCCAGUUCGGUCAUGUCGUUCUUGUCCUCACAUCACUCGGAUGAUGAUUUAAGUCUGUUGGAAACAGAAUUGGAAGCGGAGACUGUGGAACGCUCAUAUUCGGUCUCUAGGGAGCCAUCUUGGCCCUCGUCAUCAUCCCCAUCCUCAUCCUCGGUCACACCAUCUGAAACUUCCUCGAGUGAGCCGUCCCCUGGUCCCAGCUUGUCAGCGACGUCUUCGUCAUCACCGACCCCUCCACCCUCAUCACCUACACCUUCGACGGCGUCGACCACCACUGUGCGGCAGCGCGAUAGCAUUACGAUUGAGACGCUGAGAGACAUGCUGAUCUCACUGAGAGAGCAAACGACUGCCCUUUGGGAGGGCCAGGUGUCAACAAACCAUAUGCUGGACGAGUUGCGCGAGACACGCUCAGGUCCUCUGGACACUACGGAGUUUAAUGACCGGUUUCGGGCCAUCGAGGUUCUUUUGCGUCAACUCAUCGAUAGACGGGUCGAGACUGAACGACCUGUCCACAUUCAGCCACCGUCAGAGUCUAUUUCUGAUGUCGGCACAGAUGUAGACGCAGAAGAUUUCCAGCAACGCUGGCAGGAUUGGACGCGGCUCCUGAGGGACCGCGUCCCUCUUGCUGCACCCCAGCCACGCAGAGCUCGUGGAAAUCUUGAUGAUGAGCUGCUUGCGCUAUUGCAGGCACCCCCGCCCCAAGUGCCUAUAGGCGUCCAGCCACCUCCAGCAUUGAUCCCCUUCGCUUACCAACCUGCAGUACGUCCUCCAAGGUCAAGGAGUACCAGUCCUAUAUUGCGGCCCGGAACGUUCCCGAUUGCCACAGAGCCAGUGCUGUUCUCGCCCGAGAUUCAACACCCACCUAUCCACCGUCGUACUCGACCUCGCCCUGACGGUCGAAGACUGCGCGACCGACCCGCAACUGAGCCUGAGACAGUAUUUCCUGGUGCACCUAGGCCGCCUACUCAGCAACCGGUGCCACCACCCGGAGAUUUUUCCGAUCCCAGACCUCCACCCCGGCGAACUAAUAUUCCUCCUCCUAUGCCAAUCGACUUGCACGGAAGACCUCCAAGCGCACCUGCUAACCUUGAACCCAGUGACGACAUUCGCGAGCCUCAAACCUGGUACCGUCCCCCAAGAUCACAGGGCUUAGGCAUGCCUCCUCCGCCUGUUAUCCCUGGUCAACAAGGUGGUCGCCAAUACGUGCCAAUGCCUCCGGGACCAGAACAUCGUCUCGCCCAACUUGCGACGGUGGACCAACAACGAGAAUUGAUGAGGUACAUGAGAGGCCUGAAUGAAUGGCUUGAAAGGGACGUGCAGGACCGUCAAGCAGAAUUGCGGGGGCUCAGAAAUGAUCUUGCACGACUAGGAUUAGGGAUGCAGCCUGGCGUGCAACCACCAGGUGUGCAACCACCAGGUGUGCAACCACUAGGUGUGCAUCCAGGUCAUGGAGUAAUGCCUGUUGGACCUGUCCCUCCUCCAUUUGUCUUUCCCGGACCCCUUGGAUUCGUUCCUGCGGGAGUCCCAGAGCCUCCCGUCAUUCCCACCUAUGAUGGUUCUCCUCAACCGGGCCAAUAUACUCCUUUCAUACCCGAUGAACCCCCACGGCGCUGGCCGCAGGGCAUGCCAGAACCUCAACAUUACCCUCCAGGUGCGCAAGGACCAGUACUCCCUGGUGGUUAUGAUGGUUACCCCCAACCACCACAUGGCGAGCGGUACGAGCGUCCCCCUGGCGAUGAAGAUGAAAGAUUUUUUCCCACAAGUCCUCACUCGGGUUCUAGCGAUGCUGUGCUCCCCACGAGACCAUUGCCAGCACAUACAAUCGUAGUUCAACAGAGUGAUGCUGAAGGGAGUGAGACUAGUACGGAUACCCAACAGACCUAUGCGCAUCCCAACGUACACCAUGUACAACACCCUCCGGAGGAUCACAUGGCACCAGGAUAUCAGCAAGAUAUCCCUGACGUAGUACAUUCCGGGGAGCAUACACACAGCCAUGGAAGCCCUCGGCCCCAGGAUAUCAAUAUCAAUGUGCGUCCACAACCGACUCCACCCCCCCAACCGGAGCCUCCAUAUGGAUUCGCAGGGAUACCACCGCCACCCGUGUUUGGAGGGCCUGAUCCCGGACCCAUGUUUGCAGGGCCUGGUUCCGGACCCGUGAUAAUUCACCCACCUUUUGAACCAGCACCCAGACCCAGGUCCAGGUCCAGAUCUAGUUCCGGGAGAGGAGGCCCAGUGGUCAUACAACAAAGCCCUCCGUCUGGCCCUGUCGUCGCCAGAUCUCCCACUCGCCAAGAAUUUGGUGUUCCUUCAGGUGGCGGCCCUGGCGGUCCAGUAGUGAUGUUACCUGGUAGCGUGGGACACGUUGAUCGUUCACGAUCUCGAUCUCGGUCACCUCGUCGACAUCCUUAUUCUCCUGAUUAUGAUUACCCAAGACAUUGGGAUGACCGUCGACGCCGAUACUACUCACCUGAAUAUGGCCCCCAUCGCCGGCUGCGUGAUUAUUACUCGCGAUCGCCAUCACCUCGACGAGGAGACGAGAGACACCCCGAUUCGCCCUCUCCCGCACGUUCGGAAGAAAGAGACUCAAGCAGGAGGGACGAUCGCUCAACGACUCACAGGGCUCCCACGCAGGCGGAUGCACCUGGUCGUAGCCAUCACACCCCUAGUCGCAGACAUUCAAGUGUUGAAGGGGACCCUGGCCGCAGAGGUCCCAGUUAUGACGAAGGCGGUCACCUACCGACUCACAGAUCUCCCACUCAUCGUGGCCAUCACACACCUAGUCAUGGCAUCCCUCCUUCUCCGCGGUUUGAGGAUGCUCCGCGGUCACCAACUGUCAUCAGGAUUGAACAACCAGAGCGAACGCAUCCUGAAUCACACACCGGCCGAUCAGUGAUCAUGGCUCCGCACUUUUCACCAGGACGUCCGCUGAGCCCCGCUAGUGAUCUUCGACAUCAACUGCGUCAUUCCCCUGAUGUAUACAUUCCAACUGUCCAUCCCUCACAUUCAAUACCUCAUGUAAGAGACGAUGAUGUACGGUCACGAUCGCACGCAGGAGGUAUGCCAGCCGCUAUUGAACAGGAUGAUGGAAACCGCCAGGAGAGCGAGAUGGUUCAUAUCCCGCCGCCUAGUCAUGGACAACCGCCAGAUCAUGAUCCUCAUGUGCACUUUGACCCAACGACUACCGGAUUUGAUGAAGCCCUUAAUCGGCGGCACGAACGACUGGACGAAGUAGAACGUGAACUUAACCAGGUCGUCCAAGGCGCUCAUGAAGCUGAAGACCGUCGUGAAGCAGAGUUCCGAGACAGUGAAGAACACAGAGAGCAAAUCUUCCUCCAGAACGAACAACGUCGUGAUGAUGAGACAAGACAACGCGGUGACGAACUAUUUGCUGAACUGGAAGAGAGAGCGCGCAGUGUACCCCCCUCUACCGGGGAUAAUGCUUCCAUCAUCGAAUCAAUUCACGCAGCUUCUCAUGAGGCGGCUUCUCGCCAUGCCGAUGACAUUUUGGAGACGGUUCGACUUGAGCGCGAGCAGUCUGCUCGCGAAAGGGAGUCUUUUAUAUCCGAGAGGGAGCAGGAACGUGCUGAAUUUGCCGCCGAGCGCGCUCGCAUGGAUGAAGAGCGCGAUCGAAGGGUUCAUGACCUGGAGGAAGAGCUUGCGCGUGUUCGUGGGGAGCUUGACAGCGAAAGACAGCUACGACAGACUGAGAACGAGGAACGGGCGGCUGCUAAUGAACGUGACGAAGGCAUGCACGCGCAAUUGAGUGACAUCACACAGCUAGUUUCGGAGCAACGCGACGAGU
This is a messenger RNA of Suillus subaureus, 8014 nucleotides long. RefSeq lists its product as uncharacterized. NCBI's taxonomy places the organism in Eukaryota, Fungi, Basidiomycota, Agaricomycetes, Boletales, Suillaceae. The record is from RefSeq and is a predicted model, not a curated record. The annotation marks the transcript as partial. The transcript has 26 exons.